This is a messenger RNA of Nezara viridula (southern green stink bug), 627 nucleotides long. The record is from the annotation of a GenBank genome assembly. NCBI's taxonomy places the organism in Eukaryota, Metazoa, Arthropoda, Insecta, Hemiptera, Pentatomidae.
AUGGAGUCGAUAAGGGUGAGGAAAUCAAGAAGGAAAUUGGAAGAUGGUUCGCUGUGUCCUCACGUUCAGCUAGUGUUCCGACUGUCAUCUUUGUUAGGUCUGUCUCCGCUGGUGUUCGAGAACGGAGAGUCCAGGUUCUCGUACCCCAGAGCCGUUUACUCGAUCAUUAUUUUAUGCAUUACUUUAUUUUUCGGCUUUUUGAACUUCGAAUUCGUUUUAUACUUCUUCAACGACGUUUCAUUAUUGAUCAUUGCUCUGUUGAACAUAGCCAUUUAUAUUUCUUUACCGAUUUCAUCAGUGAUUGAUACUUUCCGUAAUGUAUCAGAUUAUGGACACAUCUUUGAAGAGCUAAGAAUAAUCGACUCACAGCUCUCCGCCAUUGGAGUACUCAAGGUCCAUCGCCAAAAUUGGUCUACCUGGCUCUUAGAGAUUUUGAUGAUUUCUAUAUAUUUUAUAAUAACACUACCGUUGCGCUGGGAUUUCGCUUUCUUUUUCCAUUGUAUCGGAAUGACAACUUAUGCCCUCGUCUGCUGUCAGCUCAAAGCAGUUGGACGCCACAUCCUCAGCCGCUACGAUCUGGUUGUGCACACCCUCGACCAGCUGAAGAACACACAGCACAACAAUUAA